Molecule: messenger RNA, 1940 nt
Organism: Danio rerio (zebrafish)
Lineage: Eukaryota; Metazoa; Chordata; Actinopteri; Cypriniformes; Danionidae
Source: RefSeq, a predicted model, not a curated record
AGGAAAUUUGCAGAGAGAACCACGCCCCCUUUGAUACGCUAGAGUCACUAGACACGCCCCUCUCUGCUGAUUGGCUGAAGUGUGUUUUGGGACACUGUGGUCAAAAGUGUUUGGUGAAAGUCGCUCAGAGCAUCUUUAAUGAUCAACAGAAACACACAGUUGUCCACUAUAAACUGGUGUAGUGUCAGGAAGACAAAGAGUGAGGCUGAUCUGAGAGGAAGCUGCAGAAGCACAGGAAGAGCUGCUGCUGUUUAAACAAGAGCUCAACAUAUAUAUAUAUAUAUAAAGCAGAAGACGAGUGUCAGACACACAGAAUGGCUGAUAGGAGUCCUCUGUUUCUGCUGCUCAUCUUCUGGACACUCAGCACAGGUGUGUUUGGAGCAGGAGAUACUCACGUGUUCAGCAGAUCUGGAGAAACUGUUCAUCUGCCCUGUACAAAUACUGUUCAGCACUGCAGACCAUCAGAAACUGACUGGAUCUACAGCAGUUAUAGACGGGCAGCAGCAGAUGAACUGAUUUAUUUAGGGGAAAAGCAUAUAAUCUCAGAGAGACUGAAUCUGGGCUCUGACUGCUCUCUGACCAUCAGUAGAGUCACAACAGAAGAUGCUGGACGUUACAUCUGCCAACAGUGGAGAGGAGACCAGAAACAAGGACCUGAUUCACAUGUGUAUCUGCAUGUUGUUGCUGUUUCAGUCUCAUCAUCAUCAUCAUCAUCAUCAUCAUCAUCUGAUAUUGGUCCGGGUCUCUCUCUGACUCUCUCCUGUCGGCUAUUCAUAUAUUUUGGAUUCUUCUGUGAUGGUUUGUUAAGUUCUCAGCAUCUUCAUCUGUCCUGGGUGAAUGAGGCUGGUGUUGAUCUGAACACAGACUCCAGAUAUCAGAUCUCUUCUACAGGCUGUAUCAUCAGUCUGUCUACAACACUCAUCAGUGAAGAUGAAGAUAAACAGUGGAGAUGUGGAGUCUAUCAGAGAAAUCAACUGAAGACCUCAGACACGUUUACUGUCCACUAUUCAGCUCCAGAUCCUAUAGCAGAUCCUCUGCCCGCCCCUGUUGCAAAUCCGCUCGCGACAACUAAAUCUAAAACAACAACAACAACAGCUGCGACACCAGACCACAACACAAACCCGGAAACAGAAAAACCCAGAGCAGCUUCACCAGCUGGAGCUCAAACAACAGCAGCAGAGACUCCAGACCACAACACAACCAGUCCAGAAUCUUCAUCAGCAGUGAGUGUGAUUGUUGCUGUCGUCGCUGUGUUUGCUCUUCUGUUUUCUGCUUUUAUUGUCAGGCUGAUUCACAACAGAUUAGCUGAUGAUGAAGAAGAGGACUGUGACUUUUCUCUGCUGACGUCUGUGGUGUUUUCAGAGACUCCAGCAGAACACAUGUGGAAGAGAAUGAAAUAUUCAGUCUAGAAGUCAGAGCUAUUAUGGAAAAACUCAACACUGAAGUGCAGAUGUUUGCCGCUUUCAGAGAUUUUAUGUAUGCUAUCAUUUGUUUUUUUACUUGGUUUCAUUUAGUUAAUUGUAAAUUAUGUGGUUCGUUGUUCGCUCCAAGCCCUCCCAUGACCGUCCACCCCCACCAAUUUGUCAUGUCAUAGUUAUAAAGGUUUAAUGACCUGUUUAAUGAACAUUUUAAGUGUUAUUGAAUCUUGUUUCUAGCCAGCGCUGCUGUGUUUAUUUGUGGGCGUUUAUGAGUUCAGGCGUCUGUCUUCAUUAUUAGUGUUGAAAAAUUAUUAUUAUUAUUAGAUGGAAAAUUCUGCAUUGUGUUUUUCCAUACGGAUUAUUAAGCCAGACAAUGUUUGCUUUCAAAAAGAGUUUGCUUAUUUAAAAGUGCUCAUUUCAGGCUUUAUAUAGGAAUGUCUCAUGUCUGAGGUAAAUUUUGACUGAGAUUGAGCUGUUUUUUUUAAGCAUCUGCCAGUCAUGUUGACAGAAGACAUUGAAAGA